AUGAUCCAGUUGGAAGAAGAAACCAUCCUUACCAUGGCUUGGCUAAUGAUAGCCAGUGCCAUUGUGGUCUUUGCUGCUUUACGAUUCGGAUUGACUGCUGGAUAUGGAAGAUACACUAAUACUGCUCGUCUUGGAAUCAGUCCACGAUUGGCAUGGUUCAUCCAAGAGGCACCGUCUUUCUUCAUUCCCUUCUACUAUCUCUUCAACGGAACUUCCAACUCAGGACAUUAUUUGACUCGUGUCUUCCUUCUCCACUAUUUCAACAGAGUGUUCAUCUUCCCAUUAAAAAUUCGUUCCACUACUGUUUCUCCAUUGUACAUCAUGCUGUCGGCAAUUUUCUUCUGCUGCUACAACGGAUUUAUGCAAGGAUAUUGGAAUGCCUUUUAUCAACCAGAAGAAGGAGCGCUUACUGCUCGUCAUUAUAUUGGAUCUCUCCUAUUCUUCUACGGAAUGUACAUCAACCACAAGGCCGACAGAAUCCUGUUCAACUUGAGAGCUCCAGGAGAGACUGGAUACAAGAUUCCAGAGGGAUGGUUGUAUGAGCACAUCUCCUGUCCAAACUACUUUGGAGAAAUUGUCGAGUGGACCGGAUACGCAAUCAUGGCCUGGAAUCUUCCAGCUCUCGCCUUCGCCAUUUUCACCGCUUCCAACAUCGGACCACGAGCGAUCAGUCAUCAUGCAUGGUACAAGGAAAAGUUCCCAGAGUAUCCACCACAUCGGAAGGCUCUCAUCCCAUUCCUUUUGUAA
This is a messenger RNA of Caenorhabditis briggsae, 747 nucleotides long. The transcript is spliced from 4 exons. The record is from RefSeq and is a predicted model, not a curated record. Gene Ontology annotation, molecular function: 3-oxo-5-alpha-steroid 4-dehydrogenase activity. Gene Ontology annotation, cellular component: membrane. NCBI's taxonomy places the organism in Eukaryota, Metazoa, Nematoda, Chromadorea, Rhabditida, Rhabditidae. The coding region runs from base 1 to 747 and encodes 248 amino acids. Gene Ontology annotation, biological process: steroid biosynthetic process.